Pelecanus crispus (Dalmatian pelican) is the source of this 761-nucleotide messenger RNA. The record is from RefSeq and is a predicted model, not a curated record. Lineage: Eukaryota; Metazoa; Chordata; Aves; Pelecaniformes; Pelecanidae.
AUAAGGCAAAUCCGAUACUUACAUAGAACAGCAGGGUGCAAUGCCAGUGGAGGAACCUUAUUUGUGCACAGAGAUAGUCCUGAAAAUAAUCCAGAUACACCAUUUGAGUUCACACCUGAAAACCAAAAGCGAAUAGAAGCAAUCAUAAACAACUACCCAGGGGGACACAAGUCUGCAGCUGUCAUGGCAGUACUUGAUUUGGCCCAAAGACAGCAUGGAUGGUUGCCUAUAUCGGCUAUGAACAAGGUUGCUGAAAUUUUAGAAAUGCCUCCCAUGAGAGUGUAUGAAGUAGCAACCUUCUAUACAAUGUAUAAUCGCAAACCUGUUGGCAAAUACCAUAUUCAGGUCUGCACUACCACGCCUUGCAUGCUGCGAGACUCUGAUAGUAUUUUAGAAGCCAUUAAGAAGAAGCUUGGUAUAAAAGUUGGGGAAACAACACCUGAUAAACUCUUCACCCUGAUAGAAGUGGAAUGUUUAGGUGCUUGUGUAAAUGCACCGAUGGUACAAAUAAAUGACAAUUACUAUGAAGAUUUGACACCCAAAGAUAUUGAAGACAUAAUUGAUGAGCUAAAGGCUGGCAAAGUUCCCAAACCUGGCCCAAGGAGUGGACGUUUUUCUUGUGAGCCAGCUGGUGGCCUUACUUCUCUGACUGAACCACCCAAAGGACCAGGUUUUGGAGUUCGAGCUGACCUCUAAGGAAUUUUGUAAUGUAAGAUGAACUGUCUGAAAAUAAUAAAGUAACUUUAAUCUCAGUAAAAUUA